UUAGUGUCGUCUGCUCCCGUUUAGUUACCAGUUUGGGAAACGAGAAGUUUUCAAGAUUUCAAUGAUAACGUAAAGAUCGUUUAUUAGGAAACGUAAAGUAGCUGCACGAAAAAGUAGCACAACAAAUAAAUUGCAAAAAUGUGGUCGUCGUUUGAACUCUGGUGUCGCGUCUCUUUAAAGAAUCGCUUAAUACAGGCGUCAUGCUGUUUAGCAGAUUUGAGGCCAGAUCUAGCCACAAUAACCACAAGUUAUGCAAGUUUUGCUUGUGCUGCACCUGACAUUAAUGUAUCAUCACUUAUUGGAUAGGCAGCAUCCCGUUUGUUUGGAGAAACUAAUGUCGGUGCAAAUUACGUCUUUAUUCUUCCCCUUUAAAUGUCCUCGUGAACAUCCAUGCGAGUGUGGGGGUAUUCACGAGGACUCCCCCUUUUUCCUAUCCUGCCUGGUGAAUUCAAUUUUUCUAAGGACGGAGCACUUUUGGAAGCCUGGCCGUAUAUCCCAGGCUUAAAAGGUCAACAUCUGCAAUAAUCCAAUAAUGCGGGACCGUUUAUUUAGAGGUAUUUUUAGACUAGCAGUCUGAUACAAAUAUGCCUCAUCUUUUCUCUUGCCUCGUCUUUUACGCUCAUACAAUGUGGUGGGAGAAACGUGUUUUAACGGCCGAAUGAUACAACACUAUAUCACGUCGCCUUUCUCUCAUCGGCGAACAAUAGUUCCACGGUAACAAUUCUAUUUAUAUGUCUGCUGUUGCACUGCUGCUGCUGCUCAGCAACAACCACAGUGUACAUUUUCUUCGAACUCAUAUCUUCAUGUUGUUUCAUGCGGCAUGAUUAGCAUAGGCUCCAGUUCUCACGGAAAGCUGCGACUCCUCCUCGUUCACUCUUUCCACAUUAAAAGAUAGUUCCGAUUGAGUCACGGCACGUUUAACAGAAGCAACCGCUGGGUAGGCCUAAUGGUGGAGCGUUUUGCUGACCUAGAAACCCACAACAUCUUCACGUGCAUUCGACAGAACUGGUCAAUCGCCAAUGUUGGACUCGACUUGGGACUGUAAUAUUGUCCUCUCGAGGCAAGAAGAGGAGAACAGACUUUCACCCGUAAAUAGACUAUAUAUAGGUGAUGGUCCGUGCCGCUGAUCAUUUCAGUCUCUCGCUGUCUCAUCUCAGCGCUAAUCGUUCGUUCGUCCGGUACGGCUCUUUUUUAUUUUUCCCUCUGUUUUCCUUUUUUUUGGAUUGAACCUCUCUUCUCCGCUCGAUUGUAAAACGGAAUCAAGUGCCUUACAACAUUAUUCGAGAUAUUAAGUUUUCUAUUUUCCUAUCGCCUGCAAAAAUUCAAAAAAAUACUGGCGCGAAAAGUGACAUCAAGAAAAAAGUUAAAAAGAAAAAAUUCUAUCAAACACAACAGACAUAUUCGUGCCUGAUUUAGGAUUUUCUGUUGGAAAUUUGGAAUUCAAAUUACAACCGCAGCAAACAGUGGGUUCUACUUGGAAAUAAUGCCACCGUGCUUUGUGUAAAAAGGACAUAAGGAGAGACGUCACAAAAAAAUCUGCUAACAUUGCCGAAGAAUUAGACGAAAUAAGAUGCGGUGGUCAGUCGUGAAAGUUUUGCUGGCUCUGUUUAUUUUGGUGUCAGGUUUUGGUAUGCAGAUGGUCUCCUCAGCAUCACUACCCCAACAAAACGAUGCCCCCACUGAAUUCGACAACGAAAACUCGCAAUUAGUUGAAGAGAGUGACAUGGACUAUAAUGGAGUAGAAUCAAAACUUCCGCUGUCCGUUGGUGUUUCCGAUAGCGGCGCGACGCGCAAGUACACUCAUGGUCACGGACUCGUAGUCUAUCCCUCGUUGGAAUCUUCAUUUGGAUCCAAUAACCAUUAUGUCGGCCAUCACAAUGGUUUGCCGAAUUUAAUCAAAGGAAGUUCUGACUGUCCGAUACUGUCUGAUGGACAGCAGCAUGCGACAAUUACUCCAAGUAUCACAUCAUCGCCCGCUUUGAUUGGAGAAACCAGCGUCCCAGUUGUCCUGUUCCCGACGGCUGACCAAGGAGAACUGGAUUCAACGUUCAGUGACGUGUUGUCCCAAUUGCAGACCAACAUCGGCUUAGUGUCAACUGGCGGAUUGAUCGACGAUUUGAAUUUCGUCGACAAGGACACGGACGUUGUCAUCGUCAAACCUCCACCCCAAGUUGAAGCUGUUGAAGCGGAACCUGAAGUCCUUGUUGAUUCGCCUGUCGUCUCAAACUUGGCCAACAUUCUUUUCACUUCUCCUUCCUCAUCAUCCAGUUCCACAUCAUCCAGUUCUUCGUCGUCUAGCGACUCUAUCAGUAGCGGUGGCAUAACUGGUGGCGAUAUAUCCUCAACGUCGAUUGCGAACCCGUUCGCUUUAUUUCUCAGUUUCGCAUUGGUCGUCGUCGGCAUUUUCGUCCUAAGUCUUCCCAUUUGGAUCCCAUUUGUCAUCGCCAAGAGACGCCGGUCACACGGACCAUUCAGGAAGAAGACAUUGGCUUUGGCGGGGAUCAAAACACAUGGAAAUUCAGUACCCCAUUAUCUCCCGAAUCAAGUAAAAUUACCAUACCGCAAAUACAAAGCCGGUCCAGCGUUGCCUCAGCCAGAAUACCAUAGUACAACUAUUGAGGACUAUUAUCGCCUUAGCGGCAAUCCCAAUUAUUCGUACAACAUGGACCUGAAUGUCAAACCCUAUUCCGCUCUAUUUGGCAAUUUAUUUCCUUCGUAUUCAAAUCAAUUCAGUGAUCCCGGACCAAUGAAAUCAAAGGACCUCUACGGACCUCUAAGCAAUUUCUUUUUGAAAGCCCGACGUCGAAAUUCCUACGUCAAGAUCGAGAAGAAACGUUAACUUGUUAUGUAUAUAGCCACGCUUCUCUAAAGUGACCUUAUUCUGGCAUCGUUUAUUGUACGUGUAGAUGCUAUUUUCCGUUAACAUCCAUAUUUUUGUACUUGAAACUGAAUGUAUUUAAUAUAUCAUUAAUGGUGUGUUCCCACAAAUCAG
Molecule: messenger RNA, 2992 nt
Organism: Daphnia pulex (common water flea)
Lineage: Eukaryota; Metazoa; Arthropoda; Branchiopoda; Diplostraca; Daphniidae
Exons: 8
Coding region: 1571-2839 (422 amino acids)
Source: RefSeq, a predicted model, not a curated record